Messenger RNA from Symphalangus syndactylus (siamang), 4532 nucleotides. It is a transcript of the gene CCDC144A, whose product is annotated as coiled-coil domain containing 144A. The record is from RefSeq and is a predicted model, not a curated record. NCBI's taxonomy places the organism in Eukaryota, Metazoa, Chordata, Mammalia, Primates, Hylobatidae.
GCUUUGCGGUGGUUGCUUGGCUUGGCGGUGGUCGCUUGGCUUGGCGGUGGUCGCUUGGCUUGGCAUUUCUGGCUUGGCGGUGCUCUUUUGGCAGAUUGGAAACCGCGGGCUAUCCUGCUGGGAGGUUGUGGCCGAGGCAGUAGCUCGCUACUGAUGGCCUCCUGGGGUGGAGAAAAGCGGGGAGGGGCUGAGGGGUCUCCGGAGCCGGCAGUCUCCGCCAUGAGGAAGACCCCUAGCGUCGGGAGCCAGGAGGACCAGUGGUCCUCGGGCUUCUCCUCCAGCUGGUGGAAAAACAGCGCCAGCAGCGAGAGCAAGCACGAUGAGGGCGCCUUAGACCAGCCCCAGCAUGACGGCCGCCUGGAAGAUCUUGGCGAGCUCCACAGAGCUGCGCGGUCGGGCGACGUCCCUGGGGUGGAGGGCGUCCUGGCUCCUGGAGACACUGGCGUGGACAAGAGGGAUGGGAAGAAGAGCAUUCAGCAACUAGUUCCUGAAUAUAAGGAAAAACAGACACCUGAAAUUCUUCCCCAAAAUAACAAUCCAGAUUGGCAUCCUACUAAUUUGACCCUUAGUGAUGAGACUUGUCAGAGAUCCAAGAAUCUGAAAGUUGAUGAUAAAUGUCCAUCUGUAUCACCAUCAAUGCCUGAAAAUCAGUCAGCAACCAAAGAAUUGGGACAGAUGAACUUAACAGAACGAAGAAAGAUGAACAUUGGAGUUGUACUUCUCUUAGGGAAUGAUACUUCACAUGACCUGUGCCAAUCACAGCUACCAGAAAACAAAGAGAGCAAAGAAGCAGAACCAGACUUGGAGCUGGUAUCAGAGGAAGCACAAGAAAGACUUAAAGGAUGUGAAAAUAAGCAGCCACAGAAAACGUCUCAAGAACCAGAAAUGGCUAAGAAUUGUGAUAGAGAGGAUAUACCUAUAUAUCUAGUACUUCCUCAUGUGCAAAAAUCUGAGGAAAUGUGGAUUGAACAGGGCAAAUUAGAGUGGAAAAACCAAUUAAAACUCAUCACAAAUGAGUUAAAGCAGAGGUUUGGUGAAAUUUGUGAAAAAUACAAAAUUCCGCCUUGUCCUGAGGAAGAGCCACUACUUGAUAACUCUACAAGGGGAACAGAUGUAAAGGAUAUUCCCUUUAAUUUGACAAAUAACAUACUUGGUUGUGAGGAAGAAGAUGCAUCUGAAGUAUCUGUCUCAGUGGUAUUCGAGACAUUUCCUGAACAAAAAGAACCCAGCCUCAAAAAUACCAUCCAUCCAUACUAUCAUCCAUACUCUGGGUCCCAGAAACAUGCUUGCCAGUUAUCUUCUGAGCUUCAUUUACGUGAAAAUAAAUUAGACUGCGACAAUGAUAACAAACCAGGCAUUGGACAUAUUUUUAGUACAGAUAAGAACAUUCAUAGUGAUGCAGGCACUAAGAAAGCAAGGAACCCAGAAGUGGUUACAGUUGAAAUGAAAGAAGACCAAGAGUUUGAUUUGCAAAUGACAAAAAAUAUGAACCAAACUAGUGACAGUGGCAGUACAAAUAACUAUAAAAGCCUGAAACCUAAAUUAGAAAAUCUGAGUUCUUUACCACCAGAUUCUGACAGAACAUCAGAAGUAUAUCUACAUGAAGAAUUACAGCAAGACAUGCAAAAGUCUAAGAAUGAGGUCGACACAUUAGAAGAAGAGUUCCUGACUUUGAAGAAAGAAAAUGUUCAACUUCAUAAAGAGAUAGAGGAAGAAAUGGAGAAGCACAGAAGUAAUAGCACAAAAUUAUCAGGAACCCUAACCGAUGGUGCUACUGUUGGCAGUGAUGAUGAUGGACUAAAUCAGCAGAUUCCUAGGAAGGAAAAUGGAGAGCAUGACAGGCCUGCAGAUAAAACAUCUAAUGAAAAGAAUGAGGUCAAAAACCAAACACAUCCUGAGGCUGACUUUGCCGACUCAAUGGAGCCAUCUGAAAUAGCCUCAGGGGAUUGUGAGUUGUCUCACUCUGUUUAUGAGAAUUUUAUAUUGCUAAUUGAACAACUUCGAAUGGAGUGUAAAGAUUCUGUUAGCCUACUAAGAAUCCGAGACAUAUUUUGUUUGUGGGAAUGCUUACUGAAAUGUAACAAUAAUCACUGUGACCAACUUACAGUAAAAAUUAAACAAAUGGAAAAUAUGGUCAGUGUACUACAAAAUGAGCUAUCUGAAACAAAAAAGACAAAAUUACAGUUAGAACUUCGAAAAAUCGAAUGGGAGAAAGAGCUGUACGAUUUGAGACUUGCCUUAAAACAAGAAAAAGAGGAGAAAAGAAAUGCCGAUAUGUUGUAUAAUAAAGAUAGUGAACAGUCAAGAAUAAAAGAAGAGGAGUGUGGGAAAGUGGUUGAAACACAGCAACAACUUAAAUGGAAUCCGAGCAGACUUGUUAAGAAAUUGAGGACAGUAAGAAAUAACUUGGAUCUGGUUGUGCAGGAGAGAAACGAUGCCCAGAAGCAACUUUCUGAAGAACAGAAUGCCAGAAUAUUACAAUAUCAGAUUCUGACGAGUAAACAAAAGGAACUAGAAAUGGCUCAAAAGAAAAUUAAUUCUGAGAUUUCUCAUAGGCAUCAGAAAGAAAAGGAUCUCUUUCAUGAAAAUUGCAUGUUGCAGGAAGAAAUUGCCUUGCUGAGACUGGAAAUAGAUACAAUAAAAAAUCAGAACAAGCAAAAGGAAAAGAAGUAUUUUGAGGACAUUGAGGUUGUGAAAGAAAAGAAUGAUAACCUUCAAAAAAUUACAAAACUAAGUGAGAAAACAUUAACAGAAACAAUACUCCAGUACAGUGGACAGUGGAACAAUCUGACAGCUGAGAACAAAAUACCCAAUUCUGAACUGGAGGAUGGGAAACAGAACCAAGAAAGACUGGAAAUAGAAAUGGAAUCAUACCGUUGUAGACUGGCUGCUGCUCUAGGUGACUGUGAUCAAAGUCAGACAGCAAGAGACCUAAAACUUGAUUUCCAGAGAACAAUACAAGAGUGGAUUCGUUUACGUGACAAAAUGAAGGUUGAUAUGUCUGGCCUACAAGCUAAGAAUGAGAUUCUUUCUGAAAAACUUUCUAAUGCUGAAAGUAAAAUCAACAGCCUGCAAAUUCAGCUCCAUAACAAAAGAGAUGCUCUUGGAAGACAGAGUUUGAUUUUGGAACGUGUGCAAAGAGACCUCAGCCAAACACAGUGUCAGAAGAAAGAAAUUGAACAAAUGUACCAAAUUGAACAAAGCAAACUGAAGAAAUACAUUGCCAAGCAGGAAUCUGUAGAGGAGAGAUUGUCUCAACUACAAAGUGAAAAUACGUUGCUUCGACAGCAACUGGAUGAUGCUCACAAGAAAGCUAACAGUCAAGAAAAGGCAAUCAGUACUAUCCAAGACCAGUUUCAUUCUGCUGCCAAAAAUCUUCGAGCUGAGAGUGAAAAGCAGAUUCUUUCACUACAAGAGAAGAACAAGGAGCUGAUGGAUGAAUAUAAUCAUUUAAAAGAAAGAAUGGAUCAAUGUGAGAAAGAGAAAGCAGGAAGAAAAGUUGACCUUACAGAAGCACAGGAAACUGUACCUUCACGAUGUCUACAUCUGGAUGCAGAGAAUGAAGUUCUUCAACUUCAACAGACAUUAUUCUCUAUGAAAGCAAUACAAAAGCAAUGUGAAACACUACAGAAGAAUAAGAAGCAGCUGAAACAAGGAAUAGUAAGCCUCAAAAGUUAUAUGGAGAGAAAUAUGUUAGAACGUGGUGAAGCUGAACAGCAUAAACUGUUGAUUGAAGAAAGAGCAAGGAAGGAGAUGGAGGAAAAAUUAAACGAAGCCAUUCUUACCUUGCAGAAACAAGCAGCAGUAUCUCAAGAACAGUUAGCCCAGUUAAGGGAGGAUGAUACUACUUCAAUAAAAACUCAGAUGGAACUCACAAUCAAAGAUCUGGAAUCUGAAAUCUCCAGAAUAAAAACUUCGCAAGCCGACUUUAAUAAAACCGAAUUGGAAAGUUAUAAGAGACUCUACCUAGAAGAAGUAAAAGUUAGAGAAUCCUUGUCAAAUGAACUGAAUAGAACUAAUGAGAUGAUAGCAGAGGUCAGUAAGCAACUUACUGUGGAGAAACAGCAGACCAGAUCCAGAUCUCUAUUCACUGCUUAUACUACAAGGCCAGUCCUAGAGUCACCUUGCGUUGGAAAUUUUAAUGAUAGUGAAGGUCUCAACAGAAAACAUAUUCCAAGAAAAAAGAGUUCUGCUCUUGAGAGCAUGGAGAGCUACUUGUUGAAGAUGCAGCAGAAGUUGGAAAAUGAUCUAACUACAGAAGUAGCAGGAUCCAGCCAAACUGGACUGCACAGAAUUCCCCAGUGCUCUUCCUUCUCCUCCAGCUCUUUGCACUUGCUUCUUUGCUCUAUCUGCCAACCUUUUUUUCUCGUCCUUCAGCUGCUACUAAAUAUGAACCUGGAUCCUAUAUAGCUUCUCCUCUAGGAUUUACACACAAGGAAAAUCUGAAUCAAGAUCCAGUUUUAGAAGCAGCAAAAGAAUAUGCACAGAUUUUAGCAGAAAAUACGCAGUCUGAAAGAUAAGGCAAUUUUAUU